AUGGCUGAUCAGACGACCCGGGCUUUUGUGGUUGAACACUUGGAUCCCGAGCUGGGCCCGUGGUCUGCACUGGAAUAUGCUGCCAUUGCUCGCGAAUCGCAUGACCGCGGGGCUCGAUUCCUACUGAGUUCUGUGCCCGCCGAGCUGCAGAUGCCCGCUGACCUCGCCGCCACCCGCGGAUUGGAGGUGGAGCAACGCAGUGUUGAAGAGAUCUUUGCGGAUCGCAAGGACAAGGUUUGUCUAUUGGAUCCGUCGGCUAAGGUGGAAUUGAGCCCGGAGGAUGGUGACACCUUUGAUGUGUUUCUGUUCGGCGGUAUUCUUGGUGAUGAUCCCCCAAGAGAUCGCACGUCUGAACUCCGCAAAAAGGGUUACGUUGGUCGCCGACUCGGCCCCAAGCAAAUGACCACAGAUACCGCCGUGCGAGUAACUCGCAUGGUGGUGCACGAGAAAGUCCCGUUGGAGGAAAUCCCCUAUGUCGAUUACCCGGAAAUUCUAAUCAACGAACAUGAACGCACUGAAAUGCCCUUCCGCUACGUCAAAGAUGCUAAUAACGAGCCGAUCAUGCCUGAUGGGAUGGUGGAUCUGAUUAAAAAUGACGCCGACAAAAGUGUUGGUGAUCUUUUCUAA
Messenger RNA from Penicillium angulare, 627 nucleotides. RefSeq names its product SAM-dependent methyltransferase. NCBI's taxonomy places the organism in Eukaryota, Fungi, Ascomycota, Eurotiomycetes, Eurotiales, Aspergillaceae. The record is from RefSeq and is a predicted model, not a curated record. The coding region runs from base 1 to 627 and encodes 208 amino acids. The transcript is spliced from 5 exons. Gene Ontology annotation, molecular function: protein-arginine omega-N monomethyltransferase activity. Gene Ontology annotation, biological process: peptidyl-arginine methylation.